AUGCUCUUCACAUCUCUCGCCGUUGCCACCCUCUCCGCUGUUGCCAGCGCAAAGACCAUCCGCAUCGACGUCGGCAUGAGUGGUCUCACCUUCAGCCCCAACGACAUCAAGGCCAGCGUCGGCGACAUUCUCGAGUUCCACUACUACGCCAAGAACCACAGUGUUGUUGCUGCCGACUUUGCUACUCCUUGCAAGCCCAAGGCUGAGGGCGGCUUCUACUCUGGUUUCUUCCCUACCGCGUCUGGCGAGAACGAGAACGUCUUCCAGGUCGAGGUCAACAACACCACCCCCAUCUGGUUCUACUGCUCCCAGACCACCGGCAACCACUGCGGUGCCGGCAUGGUUGGUGCCGUCAACGCCAACGCCUCCUCCCCCAAGACGUUCGACACCUUCAAGGCUGCUGCCCAGAAGAUCACCACCAACGAGUCUCCCAGCACCGGUGUCUUUGGUGGCAAGAUCCUCUCUGCUGCCUCUGCUACCAAGUCCGGCGGCAGCAGUGCCACCAGCGGUGCCCCUGCUGCGGCCUCCACCACCAACGCUGCUGCUACUCUUGGCUCCGUCAGCGGCAUGGCCAUGGCCAUCGUCGGCGCUGCCGUUGCUUUCGCCAUCUAA
This is a messenger RNA of Trichoderma aggressivum f. europaeum, 612 nucleotides long. RefSeq lists its product as uncharacterized. The transcript has 2 exons. The record is from RefSeq and is a predicted model, not a curated record. Gene Ontology annotation, molecular function: electron transfer activity. Lineage: Eukaryota; Fungi; Ascomycota; Sordariomycetes; Hypocreales; Hypocreaceae. The coding region runs from base 1 to 612 and encodes 203 amino acids.